AGAAACAACGAUACGUAAUUUAAUAUAUUUCAGUUUUAAUUUGUCUGUCUGCAUAAGCUUUCGAUGAAAGUAUAGUGAAGCGUGUUUAACCGUCCGUACCUCAAUAUAACAUACAUGUUUUUAAAUCACUAUUGUAUUUUUUCAGAAAAAAAUUACAUACAAAUUUGGAAUUUAGCUCGGCCAUUGAUUUUUAAUCGAGUUUUGCUUUCUGACAGUCCAAUUCUCUUGCGGUUGGCGAUGUUUCGGAGUAUUGCUUAAAAUUAUCAAAUAAAUGUUAAAAUAACGCACAUUUUGGGGUUAGUUAUUGAGGUAUUUUACUUUUAAACGGGGUAUCUUUAAUUAUAACAGCACUGUAAGUAAUCCCUUAUUUUAGCCCAGCGCUUGACGCUGCGCGUUGUUUAGGGUGACUGUAACUAAUAACGACGCAUAUGUGACACAGAUGAUCGUAUUUUGUUAUGGAAAAGGCCACGCAGACCGUUCCCAGUGACUGUCCAAUCACAGAAGCUUCCAUCGCCACUUGCAGCCUCUGUGGUAGUGCUAUGCAAACUGACCUCUCAUCACGAGACACAUGGGGAGAUAAUACCAACUUCCCUAAGGGGACUAGAGACCCUUCGAGUCCCUUUGUCCAAAGCCUUCAGCACUCUGAAUGUCCUCAGAGUUCGGGGUAUCUGGGGCAGUCCAUGCGGCCGGAGCAAUCCAUGCAGCCGCAUGUGGAGCAGCGCCAGAGAGUGCAGCAGGAGCAGAGCAGGCUUCUGACUCUCUUCAGUCCAGAGAAUACGCAACCCAGAAACCUGACCCAUGUCGAAGAGGAUGUGACCCAAAAGGAGAGUUGCUUUUCUGCUCAGUCCUUUGGGGUACAGAGAAAGUAUUCCACCAGUCCCGAGGAGAGAUCCACUGGACCUGGAAUUCGAAUGGCAGAGAAAGCCUUUGAAAGGAGCUUAGAAAACCAUCUCAAGGUAGAUGGAGACCUCCCAGAGAAGCAGACGCAGGACGUUAAGGACACCAUAAUGGAGAAACAAUCCAUCCUAAAACAAGGGAAGGGGAGAUUACGCUUAAAUAUGGGUAAGGGCUGUUCAGUGAAGACCCAGAGGAGAACCUCCAUUAGCCUGCGUUCCCGUAAAGGGAGCCUCGCCGAUCAUCGUAGCUGCUUCACCGAUCACCAGAGGUGCUUCACCGAUCACCAGAGGUGCUUCACUACUCCCACCUCCCUACAGGUCUGGAAAAGAGACAAGCCAGUAAUAGACAAUGCUGUUUCUAAUGGCAGUUCUGACAUUUCCAAUGGGAAUAAUGCUCUAAAUAAGACUCGGGGCUCAGCUUCAGCCUAUAUAAGACCCAGAGGCCAGACAUCCACCAGAUCUUUUAAAGAUGGGAACUUCUGGAAGCAGAGAUGCCCUAGUGAUAGGGACCAGAUACAAGGAGAUCGAACGCAAGUGUCUGUAUUACCAGAGCCGCAGUGUAUCAAAUGCAGUACACUACAAACAGGGCGAAGAUAUCUUUUUGUCCGAGACAAGGACACUUAUCGGGAAAUUCCUCAGAGCACUUCAACAGAAGCUGAAUGCAUGUUUAAAAACAUGAAUGGCCACAUCGUUAGAGUCGUGAAUGGAAUGCCCCUUUCUACAGGCAAUCAGUCAGUUUACGAAAUCAGCGGUAAGAGAAGUUUUAGAAAAGAGUUAAACUGGACCACAGUGGGGGCCCGAAACUCUGUGUCCACAGGUGCAUCAAAUGGGGCCAGCGGUAAUGAGAAUGAGCAUCUCCAAGCUCCUUCCAGGCAAGGAUACGUGAACCGCCGGGGUAGUGACAGCGAUGAUGACGACUAUGCCAGUGACGCUCUGAGUGAGCAAGUUGAGGGGGCCACCUCCAGGGCUGAGAUCCCUGGCUCUGCAACCAGUGUCCUCAGUGACAGCAGUGAUGCAGAGCAGCUCAGCAUCCAGUGGCCUGAGUCCGUGGCAGGGACUCUGUAUGCAGUGCCAGUGCACAAUGGUAAGGAUCAUGCGUUAAAGCUGGACAAGAUGAAAGCAGAACAAGAGGAAGCUCUUUUUCUCUUCAGAAUUGAGUGUGAAAGAACAGAGGACCUCCACUGUGAACAGCAGAGAACAACUUCUGAAGAUGCUUUGCAUAAUCAAAUACCAGCUUCCUCCAUAGACAAUGAACUGCAGGAGCUAAAACGUGAAAUGCAGGCCCUAAAAGAACAACUGAAGCAGAGGGAGAGCCACUGGUCCUUAGCUCAUGGGCACCUGCUGAAACAAGUAGAGUCCCUCCUCAGGGAGAACACAAAACUCAAGGGCAAGCACGGAAUUCUGGAACAUCGCCGCCUUGAGACUCGGAGGCCUCAUGACGGUUCUCAUGAGCUAAGUGCAGAGACUGUGGAAAGAGGCCUUAAGGAGCCCAUGAAGGAAUCCCCCCAAGGUACUGUUGACAGAUCCCCUGUAUCGGCCAGCACUAGAAGUGCCGUACUGACGUCCCACAAGUCUCCGGUCCACCAGAGGGCAGCACAUGCCACCACAGAUUCAAAUGGUCACCUUCUUACAGACAGGAGUAAGGACCAGUCAUUCCCGUUCACAGGAAAGACGACUUUGAUUUCAGAAUGCGCCGAGCAUACUCCAAAGUCAGACAGCUGCAACAUGCUCAAUAGCAACACCAACGGGGACGAAGAACACCAGACAAAAAUAGGGGCGUACCCCCAGCUUAAUGAGACAUCCAAUGAGCAGCUGGCAGCGUCAGCCAGCAAUAUGGCAUCCUCAGGGUCUCAGCGCCCUCAGCUGAGGAGAGUGCCUGGACAUGAGUUUAUACAUUCAGUAAGCAAGCAUGACAGAGUGCUUGAGGAAACUCGCCACCGAGAUGGAAAGACGGAGUGGCUCUAUUCUAGUGGGCGCCGAGUAAUUGCAUUCCGAGACGGAGCUAAGAAGGAGAUAUCUGCAGACAGAAAGUCCAGCACUGUCACCUACUUCAAUGGAGAUGUCAAGCAUAUCCUAGCAGAUGAAAAGGUGGUUUACUACUAUUCCAGUACACCGACAACGCACACUACUUAUCCAAGUGGCCUCGAGGUCCUUCAGUUCCCGAGCAAACAGAUAGAGAAACAUCACCCCAGUGGUGUAAGAGAGAUUAUUUUCCCUGACCAGACAGUCAAGCAUAUCUUCCCUGACGGUCGAGAGAAGAGUGUCUUUCCAGAUGGCACUGUAGUGACGGUUGCAAGGAAUGGUGACAAGACAAUAGAGUUCACUAGCGGUCAGCGGGAGAUCCACACAGCUCAGUUCAGGAGGAGGGAAUACCCAGACGGAGCUGUGAAGACCAUCUAUACAACAGGACAUCAGGAAGCAAAGUAUCCACAGGCAGAGCCUGCAGGAAAACCAUAGAUGCGGUGGCUGUUAUGGAUAAGAAAUUAAACUAGCAAAUAAGAGCGUCUUUUGCUUAUUUUCUAAUACUAGGUAGACAAAUGGGGAUACAACAAUGGAAACAUCUAAGAAUAGAUUCAUACUCAUUGACCAUAUUACUUCUUUCUAUAGCUAAUACUGGGUCCCAAAGGUGCUGAUUCAGUGCUGUGACUGUCAUUUCUAAGGCAAUACGAUUAUGGUGUCUAGCAGCUACCCACUGCGUGUCUAUCCCUGUUGGUGAACUUCGACGUGCAACUACUGUUCUACUACAGUUUUAGAGAGCGGUGCGCCUGCAUUUCAGGCACUACCUUCAGAUUCAUCUUCUGAUCUCUGUCAACUGCCCCAGGUAGUUUUUAAUGCUCACAAAUCAAAGUUCAGCUCACCACGCCUCUUUUACAGCUGACACACAUCGAUAAGCGGCAUCCAGCCUGAUUUGACUCACCUUUACAGCUUUCGCUAAUUGUUACUUAGUCACUUCAAGGUUAAAGUCCCUUUGAAGUCGGUGUUUCCGUUAUUUUGUCUGCUCCAAAUAUUUCAGUAUUGUUGGAAUUAAACUUUAUAUCUAAUGGUAUAUUUCACUAUUUUCACACAGCACAAAAGAAUCACCACCAUCCCUCUUCCUUCUAUAUUUACAGCACUGAGAAACUUGCGUUCCUCAAAACUUUUCAUUAUUUAUGAGAUUGUCGCACUUUCUGUCUUGCUAGUAGGACGACGCCACAGCAUUGGGUGAACUUUUGACUAGGUGACCUACUUCUGAUAGCACUUAUAAGAUAAAAGGACUCCCCCCAUCGAAUAAAUCUCGUGUGCACAUAGCUUCAAUUCAUCUUCACUUUGUUUUAAAACAAUUUGUAUAUACAGUUGGUCAAUGCCUCUCCUGUCUCCUAGGAAUCACUAUCAGACAGAUCAUUAACAGCAAUGAAAUUCUUUAAACCUACUACACUACAAUGCAUUGGCUUCCCAAUAUUCAACGGAACACACAUUUCACUGUACUGCAAUAUGUCUCUCUUUAUAAGUUGCCUCAGACCCUUACUAUACCUACCAUUGUGCCAGUACAUACUAACAUAUUCAAAUUAUUAACCAGUUCAGCAGCCGAACACGUUUUAAUGCAUCUUGAAAUAAUUUCAGAUUAUAUCUUUCUUGACACCUGAUCUCUUCAUAUUAUCUUUUCUGGUAUGAAGUUAGCAUUUUAGUA
Messenger RNA from Brienomyrus brachyistius, 4563 nucleotides. RefSeq lists its product as uncharacterized. The transcript is spliced from 17 exons. NCBI's taxonomy places the organism in Eukaryota, Metazoa, Chordata, Actinopteri, Osteoglossiformes, Mormyridae. The coding region runs from base 456 to 3353 and encodes 965 amino acids. Gene Ontology annotation, biological process: centriole elongation; cilium assembly. Gene Ontology annotation, molecular function: tubulin binding. Gene Ontology annotation, cellular component: centriole; nucleus; centrosome. The record is from RefSeq and is a predicted model, not a curated record.